Molecule: messenger RNA, 9789 nt
Organism: Epinephelus moara (kelp grouper)
Lineage: Eukaryota; Metazoa; Chordata; Actinopteri; Perciformes; Serranidae
Gene: slc9a1a
Product: solute carrier family 9 member A1a
Exons: 12
Coding region: 810-3188 (792 amino acids)
Biological process (GO): regulation of pH; proton transmembrane transport; sodium ion transport
Cellular component (GO): membrane
Molecular function (GO): sodium:proton antiporter activity
Source: RefSeq, a predicted model, not a curated record
GUUUUGAAGGUUGUAUGAAGCUAAACACCACCGCAGACAGGAGCUGUCGCCACUUGCCUUGACAACCCCGGGACGAGCCUGUGACGCCGGGUCAGACCAAACCCCAAGUCUUCCCUCCUCAUCCUCCCUCUUGAGCAGAGCCCCCCCGACCAAGGUCUCGUCCUCCCGGGGAACACACGGUGGAAAUGCCGCAUACACGGACACUGAUAUCAAAAAGUUGAAAUACUUAAGUGCGCGGCAAAAUGCAAUGUGACAGCAGUGUGGCUUCUCCUCAAGGUCAGUAUCUGAGCACCGCCGCCUCACGGACGUGUUUCUCGGGCAGUCGGAGGGAAGAAGAAGGAGAGGCGUGGAGGGGGAUGCCGCUGUGUCUCGCUUGCCUCCAGCAUCAACAAUGACAUCUUUCCCCCGACGCGGACAUUGUUAGUCACUGACACAGAAACUUGUGGAUCGCCGCUGUAAAAGAAAAUACAUAGGUUAGGUUCGCUUUUUAUGACAUACUUGUUGUGAAAAGAAACUCUUCCCACUUCCCAGCACCUUGGCGUUUCCUGCUUUCCUCCAACGGCCUGUGUCGGUGCGACGGUUCACCUGGCUACACCGAAGUCAAGCUAGCUAACUGUUAACUGACACAGUGGAGUUCUGGUUCGGUUUAAGCUAACCGACCGUUGAAGUCAGUUAGGAUGUUCGACGGGGGAAGACGUUAAACUAACCUAACGUAACGAAGUUGUGCUCAACUUCCUUGAACUUGCUUGUUUUUCAAGCGGAUUUUUACCAGCUAAUUUCGUUCACCCCUUUCUUUUUAAUUCAACAACAUGCCUUCGAGGAAAAGUUCACACAGCACGGCUGGCACCGGUACCAAUCUCCCGGAGCGGGGGCUGCUCCUGCUGAUGGUUCUGGUGCUGCUGUGGGGGUUCAUGUUCCCUCUUGGAGCUGCCAGCCCUCCGGAGAGCUGCAAAACGGAAAAAUUGAACGAGCAUAAAGCAACCGAGAAAGCACAUAACUACACUAAAAAGGCGUUUCCUGUGCUGAGCCUCGACUACGAACACAUACAGACCCCCUUUGAAAUCUCAUUAUGGGUGCUGCUGGCCUCUUUAAUGAAAUUAGGGUUCCACCUGAUUCCACGUCUGUCCGGUAUCGUGCCAGAGAGCUGCCUAUUGAUUACGGUGGGUCUGCUGGUCGGCGGGCUCAUCAAACUAGCUGGAGAACAGGUACCCCCCGUGCUGGACUCCAGAUUGUUCUUCCUCUGCCUGCUGCCACCAAUCAUCCUGGAUGCCGGCUACUUCCUGCCCAUCCGUCCCUUCAUGGAGAACCUCGGCACCAUCCUGAUGUUUGCUGUUGUGGGGACCUUGUGGAACGCUUUCUUCAUCGGUGGUCUGCUGUAUGCUGUGUGUCAGAUCCAGCCGGCCAAUCCAUCCAAUCUCCACCAGAUAGACCUGCUGCCCUGUCUGCUGUUUGGCUCUAUCAUCUCAGCUGUGGAUCCUGUCGCUGUGCUAGCUGUGUUUGAGGAGAUACACAUCAAUGAACUGUUGCACAUCCUGGUGUUUGGCGAAUCACUGCUCAAUGAUGCUGUCACUGUGGUGUUAUACCACCUGUUUGAGGAGUUUGCAGGUGCUGGCACGGUGACAGUGAUGGACUGUUUCCUGGGAGUCAUCUCCUUCCUGGUGGUUGCGUUGGGUGGCGUCCUAGUGGGAGCCAUCUAUGGGAUCCUGGCCGCCUUCACGUCACGCUUCACCUCCCACACACGUGUCAUAGAGCCACUUUUUGUCUUUGUGUACAGCUACAUGGCCUACCUGUCAGCUGAGAUGUUCCACCUCUCUGGCAUCAUGGCGUUAAUAGCAUGCGGAGCGGUGAUGCGACCCUAUGUAGAGGCCAACAUAUCCCACAAGUCCCACACCACCAUCAAGUACUUUCUGAAAAUGUGGAGCAGCGUCAGCGAGACACUGAUCUUCAUCUUUCUGGGUGUGGCCACGGUGGACGGACCUCACGCCUGGAACUGGACCUUCGUCACCGUCACUGUCAUUCUGUGUCUGGUGGCACGGGUCAUAGGUGUGGUUGGUCUGACCUUCGUGAUCAACAAGUUCCGCAUCGUCAAGCUGACCACCAAGGACCAGUUUAUUGUUGCCUACGGUGGCCUGCGAGGUGCCAUCGCUUUCUCCCUUGGCUUCCUGCUGAACAAGGAACACUUUGCCAUGAGAGAGAUCUUCCUCACUGCCAUCAUCACUGUGAUCUUCUUCACUGUCUUUGUUCAGGGCAUGACCAUCAAACCCCUGGUGGAGCUGCUGGCAGUGAAGAAGAAACAGGAGGCCAAGCGGUCGAUUAAUGAGGAAAUCCACACCCAGUUCCUCGACCACCUACUCACUGGAAUCGAGGACAUUUGUGGACACUACGGACACCACCACUGGAAGGACAAACUGAACCGCUUCAACAAGAAGUAUGUGAAGAAGUGCCUGAUUGCAGGCGAGCGCUCCAAGGAGCCACAGCUCAUCGCCUUCUACCACAAGAUGGAGAUGAAACAGGCCAUUGAGCUUGUGGAGAGCGGAGGGGGAGUGAAGCUGCCUUCUGCUGUGCCUUCCACAGUUUCCAUGCAGAACAUCCAGCCCAAGAAGCCUCCUCCUGCCAAACCUGCAGAGAGAGCGCUGCCCCAGCUGCCUAAAGGCCGAGAGGAGGAGAUCAGGAAAAUCCUCAGGAGUAACCUUCAGAGGACACGAAUGAGGCUGCGCUCCUACAACAGACACACUCUGGUGGCUGAUCCAUAUGAGGACGGCUUGGGUGACUUCCUUAUAAAGAAGCAAAAGAUGAUCGAGCUGGAGAAGAAGAUAAAAGACAUGAAUAACUACCUGACGGUGCCUCCUGCUCCCCCUGACUCCCCCACCAUGUGCAGAGCCAGACUGGCCUCAGACCCACAAGCCUACAGCAUAAAGCCGACGUCGGACAAUGUGCCGACCAUCCAGGUAGACCUGGCCUCUCCUCAGUCUCCAGACUCUGUCAACAUGAUGGAUGAGUUAAGACGGGCCGGCCAGCAGCAGCAGGAUGAGGACCAAGGCCUGAUGAUGAAGCCUCCCUCAGGGCAGAGUGGACCUAACAAGCCAGGCGAGGGAGACGGAGGCAGAGACCAGCAGAAGCUUAUGAGGUGCCUGAGUGACCCCGGUCCCAGCGCGGAUGAAGAGGAAGAUGAACCAUUUCUGCCUUGAUGUGGCAGACUGGAUACGGAGGGGUCAGGCUGCAUGCCCACCUCCACAGAGGAGAGAGGGCUGCUUCACUGCUCCGCUCUAAGUAAUCUCUUUGGUUCAGAAACCAAACAAGCCAAAACUGCUAAUACUGUACGAAACCAGAAACAAAAAGCAAAAGGAGACUGUCUGAAAAGAAAAAAAGAGCCAUUAGGUUAUUAUCAUUGCUCUUUAUUUUUUUUAGACGGGAUCGGAACAGCAGUCGCUGCUAUCUGACAGAUGGUGGAGUUUAUGGUUGAUAGUCUAAGACAUUCAGGAAAGAACUAUGCAUUACCAAAGGUUUGGACUGUUUUAGUGUCAGAUAAUGUCAUUUUUACUUUAGUGUCAGACAGUUUUUCUUUUUUAAUGACUGUGUAGCUGUUGGGUUUUUAUGUUUGUUCAUGAUUUUUUCCAUUCUUCUUCAAAGCUACAUUCUUUGAGACAUGCUGGGCCUCUCUAGUCCUAAAUUGCAUCAACAAAGCAAACUGCUUUAAUCCAGUUUUCUUUUUCGAACAUAGCACUUGCGUUUUAAAGUGCUUGUUUUAAUUCAGUAUCUCACUGAAACUGCUCUUUCACUCUGUCACUUGAAAUUGCUGGAUAUUCAAACAAUUAGAGAGUCAGUAGUUUAAUAUCUUUGGCCUUAUUUUAUGUCAGACCUUUUCACUCGGUGCAUUUCUAUCUUUGUCUUUUUUGAAAAAUGUAUUUUUAAUUUCAGGGGUACUAACAUCUGUUUGCAAUCAGAGUUUGUUCCAGUGUGCGUGGGAUGUAGGUUAGAAGCUGGAUGUAUUUACUCUCUUCAUAAAAGAACCACAGUUCUUUGUAGUUGUGCUUACAGACCUGCGGCCUUGUCCUGCAGCAGCGGAGGGAAUUAUAUGGACUUGAGAAAUCCCUCACUGCUGUAUAAAGAGGUUUGGACAAACAAACUUGAUUCUAAAAUAGUUAGGAUGCUGUGUAAAACGUUAAUAAAAACAGAAUGCAAUGAUUUGCAAAUUAUUUCCGACACAUAUUCAAUUCAAUUCAAUACAAUACAAUACAAAGAUAAGAUAAUUAUAUUGUUUUUUGUAAAUUAUUAGGGACCAAGCAGGAGUUGUUGACAAAAUUGUGGGUUUUUAUUUAACCCCCAAAAAAUGUGUGGAAAAAUUACAAACCAAGAAAUGAACAACUAGGCCUAUAAAAGAGGUCAACAUAACAUUACUAUACUUAAUAUAAUAACUUAACAAGGUGUUAACUGAACAAAUUGACCAUAUUACUGUGGGGUAACCAAAAUGGACGGCAACUACAAAAACUAACUAAACCCAAAUCCCCCCCAUCUUGUCAUCAAACAGUCUUUGUACUGUAUGCAAUUGAAUACAUGUCAGAAAGGAUUUGCACUACAUUGCAUUCUAUUUUUAUUUACAGUUUUAGGAAUCAGGGUCGUACAAACGUUGAGUGUUUGGGCAAGACAGGUUUUGAUGUCAGUGAUCAUGCUUGAUUCUCCAUGUUUUAUGUUAUAUGUUAUACCUUAGUUUUUGAACACCCUUUAAAACUCACUCAAGUAGGGGUGGAGUUGUUAGACUAGAUGUCUUUCUUAAUAUUGACUUAACGAAUAAGUGCCCAUCCAAUAGUCACCUUCACACUCCUCGUAUAUUAAACUUUAGGACCACAUGAGCUGAUUUCAAUAUAUCAGAUCCAAAUGCUCACUUCCUUUGACAUGCCUGUUUGCAUUCUUCAGUUUAAUGGCCUUUACAAGAAGCAUUCCUGCUCUGCGUCACUGUUCAGCGUAUUACACGACAAGUGAAGGUUUGAUUUUACAGGAAUCCAUCAGCACCUCUUAACCUUCUUGAAAUGUAAGACUGUAGGCAUGUCAUGGCAAAAAAAAAGUAAUUCUAUGCAGUAUAGAUGUGUAAGAUAUGUAAAUUAAUGAAAAUAUCCUAUAUUUAUGAAUACCCUUUAAAACUGAAGUCUUGUAAUCUUGUAAACAUGCAACACGUUGAGGCAAACCACGAAUUCAGAGCUUAGUUUAAACACGGGCAUUAAAAUAACUGGUCACAAAGGAGUUUUUGCACAUCUGACUGAAACGUUCACUGCAGGCAUGACGACACAGUCUUGUGUUUUCUUGAUACCAUAAAUCUUUCUUUACUGCAUACAGUUGUACAGUGUGUAAAAUACAUUGCACGUCUUUUUACGGGGCAGCUCAUUUAAGUGUAACGACAUGAGUCAGUUAAAGUUGUUAAUGUGAUCAUUUGCUGGUCCAUAUCCGUUUGAACACCUUGUGUGCCACAGCCAACAACAUGUAGAUUGUAAACCCACAAGUAUUCUUUCACCAAAGUCACUUGACGACAGAUGAGUGCAGUUUCUCCAUACAGGCCAUCCAAAGCAAACACUGAAACACAGUCCUCCUCUGGGCGAGUCACUGCUCCAGUUUUCCGGCUGUGUUCUAGGUGUUAGUGGCCACUGAAUCCUUCCUGAUCCUCUUACAUCCAGAAGGCUCACAUUACAGCCAAGGGGAAGGAGCAGAAGAACCUGACAGGUUGUUGAGUUUCCUUAACUCCUCUUCUCUGUAAAUGGCUUGCUAUGGUUGCUAUAGCGAGGGUAAGAGGAUAUUUUGUCUGUGCACAAAUGCACUCAUGUAAAUCCGGGUGUGUAAAUGUGCAAAUAUGAGCGUACUUCUACUGUUGUCAAGCAUAUUUGGUCCCUUUUGCCCCUGACAAUUUGCCUGCUUCCCAAUUUCUAAAAGGAUAAUUACAGCUGAGAGUUGGGAGGGUCAAACCUUAAAGCUUCUCAUUUCCCUGUCUGGACCAAAUUGAAUUUACUGUCGGAAAUGUCAGCGUGUGUGACUGAGUGUCGCAGUGGAGGACUGCUGAAAAUGUCAACAAGGACGGGGUCAAAGAGAGAAGGGUUGUUUAAAACCCAGAAAUGACAAGCCAAACGACUUACAGCGCUUUCCCCCAUCUUCACAUCCUCCUUUUAUCGCUGCUUAAGGGACAGUGAUACUUACAUGCAGCGUUGAAUUUAUGAGGUUCUAAAAUGGUGUGUAAACUGCAGCUACAAGAAUCCCAGAGGACUGUUUCUCUCAAACUGUGAAUGGUCACUUAACGUGCUGCUGUUGGGGAAUAUUUCUAUAUCAUCUUCCCAGAUGCUCUUUGAUUUGGCUUCUAUUUAAUGGCAAGUUGUUACUCAUGUAACCCUUAACUGCCCUGCGGAGGUUUCAGGAAGGUUGCAGCAAGUAAUGGGUGUCUGAACUUACUUCCACUUGUGAAUGCAUGUAACUGUGUGAAUGCAAAGCAGGGUAUUUCAGAGCGUAUAUGCAUCACACUCUGCAUAGAUGCUUAUUUUAUUGUGUCAAAAUAGACGGUUAAGGGUCCGGUGUGAAGGGUUUAGGGGCGUCUGUUGGUAGAAAUUGUACAUAAUAAUUAUAACUGUGUUUUCAUUAGUUUAUAAUCACAUGAGAAUUAGAAUUGUUUUUGUUACCUUAGAUUGAGCCGUUUAUAUCUAUGUACAGAGCGGGUCCACUUCUAGGGAGGAUAAAGCCACUCGAGGUCGCCUGCCCGUUUGGCACGCAGGUCAAGUUUCAGUUUUGCAACCUCACCGUGAGAUGCCACCAAAUCUACACACUGGACCUUUAACAUAACUUGAGGGGAUGUGAUCGAAUAUAAGGAAACAAAAACUUUCCAUUUAAAUUAAUCCUCAAAGCAAGAGACAUCAAAUCCCUGAGAACUUCACAUUAUCCCAAAGACUUUUAAUUUCUCCAAAAGAAAAGAAACACUAUUUUCAUACUUUUACUUUUAAAACCAAAUGCAUUGGGGGUUUUUCGGGCAAACAUUCUCACACCUCAAAGGGAAAUGUUUGGUGCAGUGAACCUUAAUCUGAAGCCAUACAGCCUAUAGAAGAACCUAUGUCAUUGUAUUCAUAUAUUAUAAUGUCUCAUACACACGUCAUAUUUGCCUUUGUUUUGCUCGAAUGAAAACUUUUACAUUUAAAUCGCUCGUGUCUUCAGGUGAAUGCUCACUGUGCUCAAUGUUCACAUGUUCACACUGGAUGUUUUUCUACAGUACUGAAUUCAUCAUGGCAGGUCUCUACGUUAAAUGUGUUGGACUGAACUACAACAACAACAACACUGUUGUCUCACCAGCAUUCACUUCAGCUUUAAAGUUUUACUUUGCAUCUGUUUUCUUUAUUAUGUGCUUUAAUUGUGUAACUGCUUUAAUGUGCGAUUACUUUUUUUUCUGGCUUUACAGGGAUAUUGAAGUCCCUUGCUUUAUUGUCAAGUGCUUUAUCUGGAUUCAUGUGCAUUACAUCACUCCAUGUGCUUUACAGAAGUUUUUAAUCUUCACUGUGGGUUUUUUUCCCAUCUCUUUCUUGUUUAUCUUUAACGGCGCUCCAGAGGCAUUUGUCACUCAAACUUUAAACUGUGGCGUUCAGGCUCGAGGAGAAAGAGGCUGAAUUUACCGCUUUAAACUCUAAUCAGUACAGCUUAUAAGCUUUACGCUCAAAUUCUCCUUUUAGUUGGAUUGUUCCACUGGGAAAGUAAGUUGAAGGCAUCAAUUACAAUCAGCUCCACAAUACUCUUUACUUUAAAGUCACACUGGGGGUUUUGCAUGUUUUAGAUUUGUAUUUUAGUUGUGGUAUCCAGGCAGCCACUGGUUUCUGUCCAUUCACCAGAGCAUAACAGACUUUGUAAAUACUCUAUUAUAUUGCAGAUUCAUUUGAUAAACUAGGUUCACUUUUUUUUUUCCAGAUUUAUGAAACUCUCAUAUGUACAUGAAACAGUAGAUUCCAUGCUAAAGCUGUUUUAAUGGAAGUGAUGAAGGACAAUAUCCACAGUCCUCAUCCUCUGUGAAUGCAUUCCUGACCUUAACCAAAGAUAAUACGAGACUUCAGCAGUCAGAGUUUGACAAACAAGUAGAUAUCUUCUGCUCUUUUUUGUAGUAUUUUUUUGUUUGUUAAACUCAGACUGCUUAGGGCUCAUAUUAUCUUCUGUGUUAAAUUGGAAGGCAUUUUUUGUGUUUGAGUCUGGAUUUUGUCUCCUGUCACUUACAUUGAAAUUGCCUUUAGAGAGGAUCUUUUAAAGGCCAGUAUGAGCAGGAGAAACUAUUGCAGCAACCAAAAACUGGAAAAAAAAAUGGAACCUAUGCCUUAAAAGUGCAACAAUAAAAUGAAAGGAAAUAAAUGGUUGCCAUAAAAUUAGGAAAACACAGAUCACAAAAUCCUCGACACUACUUCAGUAUGAUUUGAACAACUGUUAGGACUAAUUUGGAAACUACAAGAGUUGUACUACACGGGCUAAAAUAUACAAAAACACAAGUUUGUUCCUUUUUAAAGUGGAAAUGGACGACUUUUUCCCCCCUAGCGUCUCCAAGUGGUAUUGUUUGUGCUGCUGUUGCAAAGACAACCAACAACGCAGUACACAUGCAUUCUCUUUCCCACAGUUACUUUAGUUAGUUUCCCCCAUCUGCCAUCUCCGCUACUGGGGCGAGUAACUGCAAAGAACUUACUUUGAAAUGCUUUGGUAACUAGGGAUAGCCGCUGAUAGCUAUCAGGGAAACUAAAGUGUUAUCCUCUGCCUGUUUUGGUUGUACAGUGGUUGGCACACUUCCUUUGUGCCGCAAAUCGAGCCUUUUCCUGGUAGAUCUUACCCAGUAGCAGAGAGACUUGCAUAGUGAAAGCGAGACUUAUAGGGAACCAAUCUAAACUCUGAUGAUGUCAUUACUCUGUGGCCAUUACAUUGUGCAGUCAACGUUAACGUCGUAAUGAUAAGUUAAAGCAAAAACACGUGUCUGUUUCCACUUUAAGUACUGAAAGAUUUGACCGGCCCAGCAGUGACAGACUACCGUUACGUUUCGGAUGAACAGUUGAUUCUCUCCAAUUACACAGGCAGUAAUUACAGUGUGACUCACAAACGCACGUCAUCAACAUAAUGACCCCUGCGGUGUUGUUACUCCACCACCCAGAGACUGUUUUCCUCCCUCGGUUACCUCAUCGUUCUCCACCGUUUCACACCACACGAGCACUUUAACGAAGCUGUACCUUUAUCUCAUAAUGGUGAUGUUAAAGAGAGCAAUAAGUGGCUUUAAUGUAGUGUACACAUCGUGCGUGGUCAUCAGGUGACGCAUCAUGGGGAAAAGAGCUGUACUUCAUGAUGGGCCUUACAAACAGGAGUGUGUCUGGGGGGUUUUAGUCAUAAAGAAGAGAAGCUGGGGUUUAAAUCCUUGUGAAUGCCAUGCUAUGACUCGAUAAAAGAGUGAAUUUUAUUUCCCUUUGUUCAUUGUUUUUGUUUUCUUUAUCUUCAUGUGUAUGAAUUUAUGUGUGUCAGUCAAUUAUUUGCGGUUUGCAAAUUUAAAUUUUGCAAUAAUUAAGAGGUUUUUUUUAUUUUAUAUACACAUAAAUGGGAAUAUAGAUAUAUAUAUAUAGAAAAAGAAAAAACUUAUGUAUUAGAAAUUUAUGAUAAUGUAUAAAUCAGAAUCUGAAAGAUAACAAGUGUGCACUCUCUUGUUGAUUAAUCUUUAGAUUUCAGCAUUCCAUUCCUGUAAUGAACCGUAAAACUAACAACCAGAAAUGAAACUACAUCAGAAACUAUAUACCAAAUUAAAGUUUUACUUUAUAGCAA